CCCACUCCCACACGUACAAAAAGAUCCAAAAACAGCCUAACAAACACAACAAACUUCUUCCCCAAAAAUUCCCCCUUCUUUUGGGGUCCUUCUGCUUCUCCCUCCCUACAAACUAUAUAAACUUCACUCCACAUUUUCUGUCUCUUCCUCUUCAAUGGCAAUAACAAUGGAGAAAAGUGUUUGGGACACUGUAAUUGACCUCACAAAAACUGCCCAAGAAAAGGGUAGUGACCCUUUUUUUUGGGCAAUUCAAAUUUCAUCCAAUUUGAGCUCUGCAAAUGUUUCUUUGCCUUCUAUUGAACUUGCUCAUACACUAGUGUCCCACAUUUGUUGGGAAAAUAACAUACCUUCUACAUGGAAGUUUCUUGAAAGAGCCCUUAUGUUGAAUAUGGUUCCUCCCUUGCUUGUUCUUGCUCUUCUUUCUACUAGGGUCAUUCCAUGCCGGCAUUCUCAGCCUGCUGGAUAUAGGCUCUACAUGGAACUUUUGAAGAGAUAUGUUUUUAAGUUGAAGUCUCAGAUCAGUGCGCCUAAUUUUGGAAAAGUCAUGACGUCAAUUGAGCAUGUCCUUUGUCUUUCUCAGAUAUUUGGCUCACAAGCAAGUGAACCAGGGGUUCUUUUAGUUGAACUUGUGUUUACAAUUGUGUGCCAGCUGCUUGAUGCAUUGCUAGAGGACGAAGGGUUGCUGGAACUUACCACAGAAAAGAAAUCUGUUUUGGCGAUUCAUACUCAAGAGAUGGACAUUGAUUCCUAUCAUAACUAUGAUGAGAAAAAGUUGGAACUGCGUGACAAAUUGAGAAGCAUGAAUACUGAGAUAGCUGUUGAGAUUAUUGGACAAUUUUUUCAAAAUGGAGUUACUUCUAGAAUGAUUUGCUUGGUAUACCAUAACAUGCCGAAACAAUGGGCAGCCUUUACUGAGAGACUAGAUCUUCUUGCAACAAACUCAUCAACGUUAAGGAACCCAAAGAUUCUAAAUCCCAAAGAUCUUUUAAAACUGACUUCUGAUGCUGGCAAAGUAUCACUCUGGGACUACAAAAAGUUUUCAGCCAAAUUGGCUUUUGGAUCAUUGGCUAAUCCUGCUCAUUGUCAAGAGACUAGUCAUUCAAGUUUGUGGCUUCCUUUAGAUGUGGUUCUGGAGGAUGUCAUGGAUGGAUCUCAAGUUACAGCAACAAGUGCAGUUGAGAUCAUUACUGGUUUGGUGAAGUCCCUUCAAGCAAUUAACAAUAACAACUGGCAUGAUACCUUUUUAACCUUGUGGAUUGCUGCUCUCCGUUUUGUUCAAAGAGAAAGGGAUCCAAUGGAGGGGCCAGUUCCUCGCCUUGAUACUCGAAUGUGCGUUUUGUUGUCUAUCAUUACCCUAGCGGUUGCUGAUCUCAUUGAUGAAGAGGAAAAUCCACUUGGUGAAUCAGAAAGUGUCUCUACUAAUAAUUGGAUAAAAAGAUAUGAUCCCCACACACGUCGCAAAGAUUUGAUCUCCUGCCUGCAGAUACUAGGCGAUUAUCAAUCCUUGCUGACCCCACCUCAAUCUAUUGUUUCUGCUGCCAAUGUUGCUGCCGCAAAAGCAAUGAUGUUUGUUUCCGGCGUCGAUGUCACGAGUGGAUAUUUAGAGUGCAUUAAUGUGAACGAUCGACCAACUAACUGUUCUGGAAACAUGCGUCACUUAAUAGUUGAAGCUUGCAUUUCUAGGAAUCUACUUGAUACAUCAGCAUAUUUUUGGCCAGGUUAUGUGAGCGAUCAGAUCAAUCAGUUCCCUAGUCGUAUUCCAUCUCAAGUGCCUGGUUGGUCAUCAUUUAUGCAGGGAGCUCCACUUAGACCUGUGAUGAUCAAUUCUAUGGUUUCAGCUCCUGCUUCAAGUUUAGCAGAGCUGGAAAAAGUAUUUGAACUUGCAGUGAGCGGGUCAGAGGAUGAGAAGAUAUAUGCAGCCACAAUACUUUGUGGAGCAUCCUUAAUUCGGGGCUGGAAUGUGCAGGAGCAUAGUGUAUAUUUUAUAACUAGGUUACUAUCCCCCCCAAUUCCUGCUGAUUAUGUGGGUGAUGAUAGCUACCUUAUAGCACAUGCACCAAUGCUUUUUGUAAUUCUGGUUGGAAUCGCACCAGUUGACUCUGUCCAGAUCUUCUCAUUGCAUGGCUUGGUUCCUCAACUUGCUGCGUCAUUAAUGACAAUCUGUGAAGUUUUUGGAUCUUGUGUGCCUAAUGUUUCAUGGACAGUCAAUGGGGAAGAGAUUUCUGCUCAUGCUGUUUUCUCAAAUGCAUUUGCUCUCCUUUUGAAGCUUUGGCGGUUCAAUCAUCCGCCUCUUGAAUAUGGUGUUGGAGAUGUGCCUCCAGUAGGGUCUCAACUUACCCCAGAGUAUCUCCUGUUAGUACGAAAUUCUCUCGUUUCAUCUUCAGGAAAUGUCCUCAAAGAUCGUAACAGAAUCAGACUUUCAGCUGUUGUUACUGCAUCAUGCCCAAAACCAAUAUUUGUUGAUUCAUUUCCAAAAUUGAAAGUUUGGUAUCGUCAGCACCAAGCAUGCAUUGCUGCACCUCUCUCUGGUCUAAUUCCUGAAAGUUCGGUGCAUCAGCUUGUUGAGGUUCUUCUAACUAUGAUAUUCAGAAAGAUCAAUAAAGGAGUACAGUCUUCUGCAACUUCUGGAAGUAGUAGUUCUUCUGGGCCUGCUAGUGAAGAUAGCCCUUUAAGACCCCAGUUGUCUGCUUGGGAUAUUCUGGAAGCUGUUCCCUAUGUUGUUGAUGCAGCCUUAAGUGCUUGUGCUCAUGGACAGGUCACUCCUCGUGAACUAGCCACAGGGCUUAAAGAUCUUGCCGAUUUUCUUCCUGCAUCUUUAGCGACGAUAGUUAGUUACUUCUCAGCUGAAGUGACUCGGGGAAUUUGGAAACCAGCUCUUAUGAAUGGAACAGAUUGGCCAAGCCCUGCUGCAAACCUAUCCAAUGUUGAACAACAUAUCAAGAAAAUCCUUGCUGCAACUGGGAUUAAUGUUCCCAGCCUUGCUGCAGUGAACUCUCCAGCUACCCUUCCUCUACCAUUGGCUGCAUUUUUGAGCCUCACUAUUACUUAUAAACUUGACAAAGUAUCUCAGCGUUUCCUCAAUCUUGCUGGACCAGCUCUUGAAUCCCUUGCAGCCGACUGUCCAUGGCCUUGCAUGCCUAUUGUGGCUUCUUUAUGGACGCAAAAGGCAAAGCGUUGGAGUGAUUUUCUUGUCUUCUCAGCAUCACGUACUGUCUUCCUCCAUGACAACAAUGCAGUGGUUCAGCUCCUCAGGAGUUGCUUCACAGCCACACUUGGCCUGAACACCAACCUCACUACAAGUAGGGGUGGGGUUGCUGGCCUUCUUGGCCAUGGGUUUGAUUCUCAUAUUAAUGGGGGAAUAUCUCCUGUUGCUCCAGGGAUCCUCUACUUACGUGUAUAUCGUUCUGUUAGAGAGAUCAUGUUUUUGGCAGAGGAGAUAAUCUUUCUCUUAAUGCAGUCUGUUCGAGAGAUAGUUAGUGGUGGGGUAUCCAAGCAAACAAGAGGCAAACUUAGGAAGACAAAAAUAGGACCAGUAUAUGGGCAGAUAUCAUUUGAUACAGCAAUGACUAAAGUGAAACUUGCAGCUUCUCUAGCUGCCACUCUUCUGUGGUUAUCCGGUGGGCAGUGUUUAAUUCAGUGUCUGCUAAAUGAAACUCUACCUUCUUGGUUCAUAUCUGUUGAGAGAUCUGCUCUAGAAAAAGAAUCAGAAGAAAUAGUUUCAGCAUUCAGAGGUUAUGCAUUAGCAUAUUUUGCAGUCUCAUGUGGAGCCUUUGCUUGGGGUGUUGACUCGUCGUCACCAGCAUCUAAACGACGCCCUAAAAUUCUUGGGCAAUACUUUGAAUUUAUAGCAAGUGCUUUGGAUGGUAAGAUUUCUCUAGGUUGUGAUUCAGUAGUUUGGCAAGCUUAUGUUUCAAGGUUCAUAAGCCUAUUGGUGGGAUGCACACCAAAUUGGGUGGUGGAGAUGGAUGUAGAUGUAUUGAUGAGAUUGAGCAAAGGAUUGGUGCAGUGGAGUGAGGGGGACCUCGCUUUAGUGUUGCUUACGACUGGUGGGAUGAAUACCAUAGGUGCAGCUGCCGAGCUCAUAAUAGAAAGUGAGAGAUGACAUGCGUCUCUCCUUUCUCUGCACCUGAUGUUUCUUAAACGGUGCUGCGUAUUUCCGGAAUUGUAUAUGACUUUCAUGUAGGAUGUUUUUUCAGCUAUGAAGACAUUGUAAGAUAGGACAUAUUUAGUCACAUUGAGUUUUGCUUGAAAGUAGCUAAUCUUCAUACUGCAGGUACCCGUUUUGUUCUUCUGUAGGUUUUUUUUUUUCUGGGGAGAGGGGGUGGGAUUGUUGAGUAUAAGCUGUAUAGGUGAUACUUGACCUCAUAGGUCAUCUAUUUUUGUAUAUAUCCAUUGUAAAAUUAUGAGCUAAUAUAAUCCUCAAUGUACGAAAGGGUGAUGCAUCUUCGAUUGGAGUUGAACCUCCUGUUUGGCAAGUCUUCCAUUCCGUUCU
Messenger RNA from Beta vulgaris subsp. vulgaris (sugar beet), 4492 nucleotides. Its product is annotated as mediator of RNA polymerase II transcription subunit 33A. The coding region runs from base 155 to 4102 and encodes 1315 amino acids. Gene Ontology annotation, biological process: regulation of phenylpropanoid metabolic process. The record is from RefSeq and is a predicted model, not a curated record. NCBI's taxonomy places the organism in Eukaryota, Viridiplantae, Streptophyta, Magnoliopsida, Caryophyllales, Amaranthaceae. Gene Ontology annotation, cellular component: mediator complex. The transcript has 12 exons.